Acaulospora colombiana is the source of this 687-nucleotide messenger RNA. The record is from the annotation of a GenBank genome assembly. Lineage: Eukaryota; Fungi; Glomeromycota; Glomeromycetes; Diversisporales; Acaulosporaceae.
AUGAGCAGGUUCAAAAACCUCACCUGGCUCGACUAUCAAGCCGAUAUUCAACGCGGUCAGCCGGUUCCGAUAGACAAAUUCAGAGUGCCUGUGAUCUUACCAAAUCUUCAAACUCUUUGGUAUAAAAACCGGGCCACUUUUGAAUUUCCCUUCUCGUACCUCGUACUUCCAUCUCUCCAAUACCUCUCCCUUCACAUCUACGAAUUGCCCAGUCAAGUUCCCUUGCUUGAUAUACUGAGCCGUUACCAACAAACACUCCGCUCGUUUGCUGCUAGGGGAUGGAAACGCAGAGGAGAUCUUCCAGUGGUUCACUUUCCAUCUUGGGAUAAUUUUCCGAUUCUGGAGGAGCUCGUGCUUGAUAUCCAGUGGACCAGUUAUUUGGAACCGCUCCCUUCAGGACACCCUUUAAGAAGACUUGACGUGCGACUUGGAUCCUUCGACGUUAUUCCAUCUCUCCUGGAAAGUGAAAAUAUGCAAGAACUGAUCCUACAACGAACGCGCUGGACUGGUGAUGGUCGAUUAACGGGAAGUACUGAAGAGUUGACAAUCAGUACAGUAGAAGUCGAACAUCUAUUAGAGUGGGCAGACGAACGUGGAAUAUCAAUCAAAGUAACUUGGGAUUGGGACGAAUUCUUGAGCAGAGAUGAAGCCAUUGCGGCCGCGGCUGAAGCAAGUAACACACAAAAG